AUGGAGAACAAAUUCAGCGUUCGGUCUCUUGCCGCGGACUGCAAUGGUGACAGUUAUGCUCUUUCCUCGAGCUGUUCAUUCAGUGGACUCAAUCAGUGCAGAAGACCUUGUUUAUCUGCGUGUAAAGAGGACAGCUUCCAAUUGAGUAAAUCGUCGAUAAAGUUGUCUUGCAGACGUCGACGAAAACCUAAAAUACCCCGACGAAAGGACUUGAACUCCCCUGACUCACUGAUCCGACGACUGAAAGCUAACUCGCAAGAACGAAUGAGGAUGCAUCGCCUUAACACAGCAUUAGACGAGUUGAGAAAAGUCAUUCCUAGACAACUUUGUGAUCGCCGACUGUCCAAGAUAAAAACACUGCGCCUGGCAAUCAGUUACAUUUCAGCUCUUGCAGAUAUGGUGAACGGCAACGACGGCAGUUCUUCUUUUCGGGAAUGUGCACGUGUGGUGGAAGACUGGUCAGAUAAAAGCCAAGAAGAGAGCGAUGAUAGCGGCGAUUCGUGUUUGGACAUGUUCAUAGAUAUACCAAAAACAACGCGAUGA
This is a messenger RNA of Saccoglossus kowalevskii, 543 nucleotides long. Its product is annotated as protein dimmed-like. The record is from RefSeq and is a predicted model, not a curated record. NCBI's taxonomy places the organism in Eukaryota, Metazoa, Hemichordata, Enteropneusta, Harrimaniidae.